GCUGAGGCAGCAGCAUAUGAAAACUUGAGGCCAUCUGCAAAUAAAGAUGUGCAGCAGGCAGCAGUUGAGGCAUUGAUUCAUCGGAUCUUGGGCCAUCGCAGUCAGGAGGUACAAGUGGUGAUUGACCCUUCUUUGGGUCCAUCGAGGACAGAUACAUUCAAGUUGGAGAAAAGCAGUGAGGAGGAAAAGCUGAAAGUGACUGGAAGUUCAGGGGUUGCAGCUGCAUUUGGUUUCAACCAUUAUCUCAAAUAUUUCUGCAAUGUCCAUAUAUCCUGGGAAGUGGAGCAACUUCAGGUUCCUGAGAAACUACCUCCAGUACAGCUCAAAGUCUCUGCUCAAGACAAGUUCAGAUAUUUCUCAAAUGUUUGCACAUGGAGCUACUCAUAUGUUUGGUGGGGAUGGGAAGAGUGGCAGAAGCAUAUCGACUGGAUGGCCUUGAAUGGAAUCAACUUUCCACUGGCAUUCAAUGGACAAGAGACAAUUUGGAGGAAGAUUUAUCUCUCUCUUGGCUUAACUCAAAAAGAAUUGGAUUCAUUCUUCACAGGCCCAGCAUUCCUUGCAUGGGGAAGGAUGGGUAAUCUCCAAGGAUGGGGAGGACCUUUACCAAGAAAGUGGUAUGAACAACAGCUUCACCUGAACCAACAAAUUGUAGCUGCAAUGAGGGAUUUGGGGAUGAUACCAAUUCUGCCAGCCUUUGCAGGUCACAUACCUCAUGCCUUGACAAGAUCCUUCUUGAGUAUCCUCCACGCUGAUGUUUUGGAUAUCCCGAGCUCAAGCCCGAUUCUCUCAGACCCGGCAUUCCGGUUGGCCUCUGUGAGGGUGUUCCCAGAUGCCAAAGUCCACCAAUUAGGCCCAUGGGCAGGUUUUAUCAAGGACAAGGCCUGCCAGCCACCACUGGCAUCAAAUGUGCUAGAACUGAAGGAAAGGAUCACUUCGGCGACUACUAGAGUUACACUGGACAUACAGCAACAUCAAAGGGAGACUUACAAUGGAACAGAUCAUGCCUACAACUGUGACCCAUUCAAUGAGAUGCAACCCUCUUCAGAUUCAGAUACGUAUCUGAAAUCAGUGGGGAAAAGCAUCUUUCUAUCAAUGACUCUGGCUGAUUCAUCUGCAAUCUGGGUAUUGCAAGGCUGGCUUUUCAAUGAUGAGUCCUACUGGACAAAAGGACGAGCUCAUUCUCUUCUCACUUCUGUCCCUCUUGGCCACCUAAUUGUGUUGGAUCUGCAAGCAGAGGUGACACCACAAUAUGAGAGAUUGGAUGGCUUUUUUGGCCAACCAUACAUAUGGUGUAUGCUUCAUGAUUUUGGUGGAGUCUUGGGCAUGCAUGGUGAUCUCAAAAGUGUCAAUUUGGGUGUGGUGAAAAGCCGACAGUAUGGAGCAGAGAUGAUAGGGACUGGGAUGACAAUGGAAGGCAUAAAUCAGAAUUAUGUAGUGUAUGAUUUCAUGAGUGAAACAUCCUGGAGGGAUUCUCAUGUGGACAUAUAUGAUUGGGCUCAAGGAUAUGCACUCCGCAGGUAUGGAACAUCUGACAAGAACCUGGCUCAAGCAUGGAGAAUCCUGAUGGGAAUCCACAACUUGACAAUGUGGGGUGAAGUCUGGUCUUUGUUCAUUAAAUCUGAAGGCCCAGUGACUUCAUUGGAAACAUUCAAGUAUGAUUUGGUUGACAUCACGCGACAAACCCUGCAGGUUUUGUGCGACUUUUAUUUCGUCCUGUCAAUGUCUGCCUUCGCCUAUGAGGAUAAGCAUCUCUUCAGGGUUUUUUCAAAAACUUUUCUGGAGAUCAUGGCAGACGAGGAAAAGAUAUUGUCAACAGAGAAGCACUUCUUGUUGGGACUGUGGUUAGCAUCAGCAAAAAAGUUUGCCACAACUCAGCAGGAGGAAGCUUUGUAUGAGUUGAACGCCCGAAACCAGAUCACAUUGUGGGGUCCAACUGGAGAAAUCAGGGACUAUGCAGCAAAGCAGUGGUCUGGAAUUGUGAGGGAUUAUUUUGCUCCUCGCUACAAGAUGUUCUUCACAGAGCUGAGGGAAUCCCUGGAAAGUGGAAAGAAGUUCCAGCAGAAGCUUUUUGAUGAACAGGUUUUCCUCCAAGUGGAGCAACCCUUCACCCUUCAGCAUCAAUCAUUCCCAAUCAAUCCCCAAGGGGAUGCUUUGGAGAGAGCACAAGAGAUCUUCAGCAAAUGGAAGGAUCACUUGAAUUCAACUCAACUCCCAGAGAAUCCUUUCUCAACUUCAAAAGAUCCUCCUUCUGAUGUCUUUUCCAGGCUUCGACGC
This is a messenger RNA of Darwinula stevensoni, 2274 nucleotides long. NCBI's taxonomy places the organism in Eukaryota, Metazoa, Arthropoda, Ostracoda, Podocopida, Darwinulidae. The record is from the annotation of a GenBank genome assembly.